Molecule: messenger RNA, 2040 nt
Organism: Amorphotheca resinae ATCC 22711
Lineage: Eukaryota; Fungi; Ascomycota; Leotiomycetes; Helotiales; Amorphothecaceae
Exons: 1
Coding region: 1-2040 (679 amino acids)
Source: RefSeq, a predicted model, not a curated record
AUGUCGACGAGCGCGACCCUGCCGGCAGGAUACUUUAUUACAUCGAUCAAUGGAAAACGGUGUACGGCUGUUCCACGCACCCUGACUACCAUUCCAGGAAGCGCUGCAACAAGUACAUCCGUAGGAGCUGCCUCUGUAACGACAAAUACAUUAUCUUCAUCAUCAACUUCAAUAAUAACGGAAGCGAUAGCACCGAGUGCUCAGGUUCAAGGUGCGGCAUUUAACUCAGGAGACUCGGUCACUUCUACGGGAGCAGCAACGUCUACAACCAGUAUCCCUCAGACUAUCCCAAUAAUAUCAAGCAAUUCUCAGGCUUCUCCAAUAGCAACAAGUGGUUCUGCCGUAGCUCUCAGCAUUUCAACAUCUGAGGCUUCCCCUAAUCCUUCGACGACUGAAGUUCCUUCCAAUCCCUCGAUAGCCGUACCUGUCUCAACAGGGACGGCCGAGACCAGCGCUUCUGCCACCUCCGCGCCUAUUGCUGAAAGCGAAAUAAGUUACCCAUCAGUAACUACGUCUAAUGACCCGAACGAUUUCCCAACUGGUACCGGGCCAACUAGUUUCCCUCCUCCUACUGCCGCUUCGAAUCCUACCCACCCCACACAAGUAUCGGCUUCUGCCGGCAUAUCAUCAAAUCUGCGAGUUGCUCCUGGCCCUGUUGUAGGUGGAGUUGUUGGCGGUAUUGCUCUUAUUGGAAUUAUUGCGUUCCUCUUCUGGUAUUUGAGGAGGCGGCGGAGAGAUCAAAGGGAUUCAUUGCUCACUCCCUUGGACGCUGGGAGAGGGACGAGUUCUUCUGAGGUUGGUAAUGGGUCAGUAGGUCUGACAAAGCUCGGCAUCAGAGUUGGGGCACAAUUCAAACAUCAGAUAGGCAGAGUGAGAGGUGCCGCUGUAUGGUUAGGAGCGUCCCUCAAGUCUGUAGUAGUGGGCGCUCGAAGCGAUAUUCCAAGUGUCAACCUGGACAGAGGCAACUCUCAAUUCUUCGACGGGCCUAUACCCCAACAUAGCCGGAAUCAAUCGCUUCUGUCAAACAACUGUGGGCAACGUACGACUAACGAUCGGUUGAACGACCUCUGGGAGCGGCUCCGAGAAAAGAUCAGCUUCAGUUGGCUUUUGAGGAGACAGAAGAGAGAGCCUCCUGUGGAUCCAUUUGCUACCGCACGCGGAUUGACUGAAAAGCAAGCCAAUAUUAGUGGCACACCCGACUUCUCCAAACUCCUCAAUAUGGACGAUCGUGGUGUGCAAUUCCCAUCCGAACGUCGGAGUGCUUCCCUACCGGCAGGCAAUGAUCUGGGAUCAUCUGUCCCGAAUGUCGGGAGCUUGGAAGUUAACUUCGAGACCAACAAUCCCUUUGCCGACCCGGUCCUGGCAGCUCCUCCGGCAGCUCAAGAUAAGCCAUGGGCUUCACCCGCCACUGACGUCGGACCAAACAUCGUCAAUCCAUUCGCAGACCCUAUAACCCAGCCUCAACCAUCCAUCCAGAAAACAAACACAUAUAUGGCGAAUACUCGCCGGUCACGCGGCCAAUCCAUCGACACGGCAAAUAAUCACAGCACCACGUACUCCCAACUCAGAAGUAGUGGACUCAGCUCUCGUUAUUCAUCGGGAAUCGCCCUGAGUCGGGAUAGCCGCCUACGAGACACCCUCUCGUCAUCCUUCUCAGUCAACGCACGGAGCGGAAAAGGGCGGUCCGAUCCCUUCGAUUUAGAGCGCCCUGAACUACGGUACCCUACGAACCAGAACACCAUCGGCACAUCCAACCGGGCCUUGAGCCGCGAUGGCACAUUUCUCUAUCCCGAUCCCCUACGCAUGAGUUCCCCGCACGCAAGUUGCGUAGCCACCGGCGGCCACACAGACAGCCAGGGCACGCAGCCGCGCAUCACCAGCAACGAGCCCUUCGCGAGCAAGUACCCGAGCGGCGUGUCGAGCGUUGGGACCGCGUCGAGAUUGAGUUUCGGAUCGAGUAUUGUGUCGAGCCUCGCGGGGUGGGGCGAUCCGGGACCAGACCUGGGGUCGAGGAGGGAAGGCCGGGGAUACGACUGGUAA